GCAAUGUAUGAACAGCAACAAGGUGUGUAAUUACGAUGAUGUCCACAACAGUUACUGUUAGAAGCAGCUAGAACGGUUUUUAAAUGAGUUACCGGCGCAACGUCUGGUGAAAUGGGUUUUAUAUCAGCUUUUGUCCUCGCUGUGGGAUUAGCAACAUGCCUACCCAUUUUUACAGCUGGAAUCAAGUGCCUCCAGUGUAACGUCUUUGUCCGAGGAAGCACCAACACGUGCGACAAUCCCAGCACGCAAACUGGAUGUUACAGCUGUCUGAAGACACUCACGAAAAUCAAAAUGCAUGACCGCUGGGGAGUGCAGAAAAUUUCCGCCGUGAUUUCUAGAUACUGUAUCAGAGAGGUAUCGUCUGCUCUUUACAGGGAUGAAGGGUGUUACAAACACCCCAACAACGGCGGCUACACGGAGCGAUGCUACUGCUACAGCAACAACUGCAACUCGGGGAUGACGCUGAGGCCGCAGUGGAUGUCACUGUGUAUCGUACUGUCGACCGCAAUGUUCUUUGGAGGAGUGUUUCGUUAAAACUGGUGCUAUACGACUUGUUGGGGAACAGGCUACAAGGAACAGCCACGAAGCUAAUGGGGUGGGGAUAAUUAGGGAUCUCCAGACCCCUUUAAGCCUCCAGAAGUGUUUGGGUCAAACACUGCCUUGCCAGUGUCAAGUUUGACGAAAUAUGGAAUAUGGCGGGUCUCUGUAAUAUGACAACAAACUAUUGCUAAGUCAGUCUAUAAAUGUAAGAAGACGCUGUUAAUAGGGACUACUACAUAUACGGUUUGUGAUAUAAUUAUGAUAUAAUAUGUCACAACAUUCUACAUAACAUUUUAAAACUAAAUCUGUUGAUUAACACUGCCUCCCCAUCCCGGGAUUCUCGAUUGAGGAAUACAAAUUAAGUGUUCAAAGUGUGCAGUUUUGAGAUAAUCAAAAUGAUCAAACCAAAACCAAAUAGUCAGUCGUUUGAUUGGCUGGAAUGGGAGUGACGUGUAUCGGGGCUGAGUCAGUCCAGCCAAACAGAACAAUCCAACGUUUGCUAUAAGUAUAAAUAUUUAUGUUAUUCGCGUUAAACUGAAUAACCAUAUCGCCUGCG
Messenger RNA from Gigantopelta aegis, 1096 nucleotides. RefSeq lists its product as uncharacterized. Bases 112 to 534 code for a protein of 140 amino acids. The record is from RefSeq and is a predicted model, not a curated record. The transcript has 3 exons. Lineage: Eukaryota; Metazoa; Mollusca; Gastropoda; Neomphalida; Peltospiridae.